CCCAACAUCGCAGUAGUGGCUCAGACGUGGUGGAGGAAAGACGUGUCAAUCUCUCUCUCUCACACACACACACCCCCUCCCCCUCCUCUUUUUUUUUUUGAAACCACUCUCUCACUCCCGAAAAAGGACUCCCGCCGAGUCUGAAAAUAAUGCCAGUGGAACCUCUCUUCCCCCCUACAGUGUGUCGCAAGUGAGGAAAGAGGAACACAAUGACCGAUAGGAAUUCUCGCAGGAUCGCUGACCUCGUGAAACUCGCGGGGAACUGCGAGUGUGCUGACUGUGGCUACCAACCUCCAGAAUGGGCGUCCUACAAUAUUGGAGUAUUCCUGUGCACAACCUGUGCUGCGUGGCACAGACGACUAGGGUCACAUAUAUCCAAGGUCAAGUCCCUCACUUUAGACAAAUGGGAUGACGAACAGGUGGAGAUGAUGGAGACAAUCGGGAAUGUAUCAGCCAAAGAAAAAUACGAGCAGCAUGUGCCGGCCUGCUACAGAAUACCCCGUGCCGGAGACCCAUCGGUAUUGCUAGAACAGUGGAUACGUGCCAAAUACGAGCGUCAGGAAUUUAUAGAGGUUGAUAAACAGACAUACGUUAGAAGCUAUCUGGAAGGGACGUUAAUGAAGAGAGCAAGAGAUGAAAAUAAAUAUUUUCCGCGAAAAUUUGUCCUUGCGGAUAAUGCAUUAAAGUAUUUUAGUAAAGAGAAUGCAAAGGAGCCAAAAGCAACCAUAAACCUCUCAGAACUGAAUGUCUGUUUGGCCCCAAAUAAAAUGAACCAAGAAAAUGGUCUUCAGCUAUCCUACAUGUGCGAGGGGUCCACGAGACACAUCUACGUUUACCACGAAAGCGGGGAAACCAUUAUUCACUGGUACACAGCUAUUAGAUCCAUAAAACUAAAUUGGCUGAUGGUGGCCUAUCCUAGUGCCAGUGCUGAAGAGUUGGUGCCAUACUUAACAACAGACUUUGUUAUUGAGGGAUGGCUGUCAAAAACAGGUCCAAGUGAGAGAGAUGCCUACAGAAAAAGGUGGUUUAUCCUGGAUGACCGCAAAUUGAUGUACCACGAAGGGCCAAUGGAUGCCUAUCCUCGAGGAGAAAUCUUCCUGGGCCACAAGGAUGACAACUACAGUAUUAAAGAAGGUGCUCCAAGGGGCUGUAAAGACCAAGAUUUCUCCUUUUCCCUGACCACCCCUGAACGGACCUAUGUUAUGUCAGCGCCGACGUCAGACGAGAGAGCGAGAUGGAUACAGGCAAUAAACACAGUCCUUGAACGAGUGCUUAGACCUCAAGACAACCAGAGUAAGAUGGCCAUUUCAGAGAAUAGGAAGUCUGCACGCAACUCACGGCAUUCGUGGUUGAGCUUCUUGUAGGAAUAGCACCGGCAACUUUGUAACCCAUUCAUAACCCUAGUUUAUUUUAAGUUCAAAGGUUGUAGCAAAGAAAAUGGAAAUGGGUAGUGUAAACACAACACAAGAUUUAUCAAUUGAUUCUAGUAUUCACCGGCUGUAAUGAGAAUACAGAACCAUGGAUCAAAAUGUUUUUACUCUUGUAUGCAUGACGAUCAUUUAUGUUUAUUACUAUUUAUAAAUGUAUACCAGGCAGUCUCAUGGUUGGGCUUGGCAAUACACUUCCACAUGUAUCACCAUGGCAGUAUAUAAAGGGGUUGCACUUUUUCAGAGGUGCUCCCCCCGUUUUACUAUCUGUCAGGAGUUAGUUUUAAAGAAUGAAUUAAUUUUUGCCCACCCCCCUCCUCCUUAGUAUUAAAAAAUGCCUCCUUGAAUUAUACUUUCCCCUUCUAAAGGUCAGAGGUUAUAUUUAAUUUUUCAAAUUCAAUUUAUAUGGCAUAUUACAAUGAUGCACUGCAUCAUCGGAGGCCCAAAUUGGUGGGGAUUUUAUUGCAAGUGAAUGGUUUGAAAUGAGGAAUAACGUCUUGAAGUGUUUUUUUUCUCUUUGAAGUAGAAAGGUAUGCAAGUAUUAAAGCGAACUCUUUCCAUUUCCAUUUUCUUCUGCAACAUGUUUAUACUAACCAGUCUAGUGGUGUAAAAAAAAAAAAAGAUGAGUCCAACUUUUUGAAUUGAUAAUACCUACAAUAAUAAGGGGAAAAGAUUGAAUUUCCAAAGAGAGCUCAAGGAAUGUCCGAAUAUUAAAUGUUUUUGAUUAUUGUAGGUGUUAUCAUUCACUAUGGAUGUGUUUAGCACCCGAAGGCUUAUUAAUCUUAACUGUCGCUGUUGACCUUUUUUUUUGUGUAUUUGGAACUAAAUAGCAUGACUAGUUGUAGUUUAGUGUUGGUGGAGGAAUGAGGAGGAAUUCCUGGAGGGAAACUAAUGUGCAUUAUAUUUGCAUUGCCUUUUGUACAUAUUGCAUGAAAGAGAUGAUAACUUGCUUAUUUUUUAUAUUGUUCUGUAAGUUAAGUCCUUUAGGCAAAGAUGGCAUGAAUACAGCUCAGUAAUAAGUAUUUAAUUGUUUAAUUAUAGUAUUAUGUGCAUGAAAUUUUUUAUUGCUUUUUUGUGGUUUUUGAUAGUUGGUAUAAAUGAAGAAAUAGAUUCAUUUACAAAAUAACAUAAGCAGAUCACAGGCAAGAACAAAAGUAGAUUUGAAAAAGAUUAUAUAUAGAAUAGAAAAUUUAUGGGAAAUAAUUAUCAUCAGAGCUUCUAUAUACAGAAACAUGUAUACACAUAAAUAUACUCACAAGUGUGCAUAUACACAUGAAUGUGAGAACACAUACACUUGUAUGCAUAUGCUCAGACAUGCACACACACAUGUGCACAUAUGUGCGCACA
Penaeus chinensis is the source of this 2774-nucleotide messenger RNA. RefSeq names its product arf-GAP with dual PH domain-containing protein 1-like. The transcript has 7 exons. The record is from RefSeq and is a predicted model, not a curated record. Gene Ontology annotation, biological process: positive regulation of GTPase activity. Gene Ontology annotation, molecular function: phosphatidylinositol bisphosphate binding; GTPase activator activity. Bases 210 to 1364 code for a protein of 384 amino acids. NCBI's taxonomy places the organism in Eukaryota, Metazoa, Arthropoda, Malacostraca, Decapoda, Penaeidae. Gene Ontology annotation, cellular component: intracellular membrane-bounded organelle; plasma membrane.